Molecule: messenger RNA, 3782 nt
Organism: Hypanus sabinus (Atlantic stingray)
Lineage: Eukaryota; Metazoa; Chordata; Chondrichthyes; Myliobatiformes; Dasyatidae
Gene: gdpd1
Product: glycerophosphodiester phosphodiesterase domain containing 1
Exons: 10
Coding region: 966-1754 (262 amino acids)
Biological process (GO): glycerophospholipid catabolic process; N-acylethanolamine metabolic process
Cellular component (GO): endoplasmic reticulum membrane
Molecular function (GO): phosphoric diester hydrolase activity; phosphatidylcholine lysophospholipase A1 activity
Source: RefSeq, a predicted model, not a curated record
CCAUACUAAUCUCCCUUCUGGCCAUUAUCCAUGCAAGCAAGAGAAAUGCUACACCUUCCCACUCACUUCCUCCCUCACCUCCAUUUACCCUAUCAAGUCUGCUCUACCAUUUCAUCAUGGUUUCCCCUCAGCCCCAAUCUCCUGCCUUGUCCCCAUAUCCCUUCAUCUCCUGACUAUCAACGUGUGCAUUAAAUAUACUCAAUAACUUGGCCUCCACAAGCAACUGUGGCAACGAAUUCCCACAGUCAUGGUCAAAGCAGUUGCCAUAUCAAGCUGUAAUGCAUGGAUUGGAUGCUUUCCAUGGGGUAUCAAUAAAAAUUUGCACUAGUUGACAGGGACGUGCCGUGCAUCUUUAGCCUCCUGAGGAAGUAGAAGUGCUGAUGAGCUUUCCUGGGUGUGCUGUAUAUUGGACAGUUUAUAGAAAUGGUGAAGUGUGCACUAUCAUUUAUCCCAAAUUUUCUUUUAAAUCCUAUUUGUAGUUAAUUCCCUUCUUAUUAAUGCUCUUUGCAUUCCUCUGAAUCUCCCUUUAAAGCUGGUCUUUUCUGUAACUCAGUCCCUGCUUCUGGGCAUGGACUUGCAGUUCCACUCUGCUGACACCAACCUUUUCAAUGUUUCUCAACUUUCACGGCCACACAAGAACGGAGUUAGAUGUUGUGAGGAUCAUGCACAACAGUUUGAUCAUGUUGUCUAUUGAUGAGACUGGCUAGUAGGAAUCUGCUCAAAUGUAAAAUGAAUACCUCAAUUGUGGCCAAGCCUGUGUCAGCAUAAGUAUGAUAAUCCAAAAUAUGCUGUGGAUCUGUUUGAGGAAGAGGUGCCAAAUAUCACUCAAGAUCAAAGGGCAUGUGUCGUAAUGUCAAGCUAAUUAUCCUGACUCGGAUCAGCAUAACAGGAUUUCAUCCCACUCCGUGUUACUUGCUGGCUAGCCCAGAAUUUGAUGAGGUGCUGGAGAGAACCUGGAAAACACAAUGGCAGCCUUUAAACAUGCUGUGCAGCUGAGGACAGACAUGCUGGAGAUCGACUGUCACAUGACCAAAGAUGGACAAGUAGUAGUGUCACAUGACAACAACCUGAAGCGAAUCACAGGACUGAAUGUGAAUAUUGACAGCCUCACUUUUUCAGAUCUUCCACAGUACAACUGUAGACUGAAUGUGUCCUUCAAGAAAGAUUGCUUCUGUGAUGGAGGAGACGACAAACGUAUUCCGCUAUUGAAGGAAGUGUUUGAUGCCUUUCCCACCACGCCCAUCAACAUCGACAUUAAAGUUAACAAUGACCUCCUCAUUCAGAAGGUAUCUGAUUUGAUCAGUGAGUAUAAUCGUCAGGACCUCACUGUCUGGGGCAAUGGCAGUGAAACUAUUGUGAAGAAAUGUUACAAAACGAAUCCAAACAUCCCGAUCCUGUUCAGCCUGCAGAGAGUGCUCCUGCUGCUGGGACUCUUCUACACAGGGCUCCUGCCCUUCUUCCCCUUGAGAGAACAGUUUCUGGAGAUCCCCAUGCCCUCUAUCAUUCUCAAGCUGCAGGAACCAUGCAAGAUCCCCUGGAACCGGCGGCUGCUGAUCUGGCUCGCUGACGCGUUACUGAUGAGGAAAUGUCUCUUUGAGCAUCUCAAAGCAAGAGGAAUUCAGGUCUACAUCUGGGUUCUGAAUGAUGAGGAUGACUUCAAGCGAGCCUUUGACUUGGGAGCAACAGGCGUCAUGACUGACUACCCAACGCAGCUGAAGAAGUUUCUAGAAAGUUACACCUUCAAAGAGGAGUAGAAGGAGAGAUUUGGGGGGGGGGGCGGGUUCUGUGGCUGGGUAGGGACAAGUGAAAGGAUUUCAUCAGCUAGUAGCCAGAACUCUCCCCGAGCCAAUGUAAAUCUUUGCUGCAGCAACAGAUUGGCUUGGUUCACUGUAUCUUGUUCUCUUCCGACCCACUUUAGGUUGUACCAGCAGUCAGGGUUCCCUGCAAAAGUUAAGGAGAGGAAUGAUGAUGGAAUGACAGAGCAGACUCGAUGGGCCAAAAGGCCUGAUUGUGCUCAGAUAUCUUAUGCUCUUAAAGAUUCGUUUGAAACAUGUCUUUACAAAUAUUCAAACUGCUUUCAGUUAUUUCAAACCAAGUGUUGGUUGGGAAGCAUCCUGUGUUAACAUCUGUGUCAGUUUAUAUUUGAAAGAAAAAUAAUUUGUCUUGAACACUUAUGAAGCAGCUGCUUCCUAUGGCAGAAGGCCACUUGGCCCAUCUUUCUUGCACUGGCACUUUAAAAGCUCACCUCAAAUGCAUCACUUCACUCCUGCACUGUCUCCUUUCCUUUCUGCUUAUUUAUUUGAUUCCUUUCAAAAGAUGCUCCCACCACCUUGGGCACUGUUCCAGAUUUCAGCAAUGAAAAUAGUGACAAUUCUGUAUUGAAACUUCAGGGAAUUGGACCAGCAAGAAGUAAAACUACAGUGUACUUACACAUGCUCUGCAGGCUGGGGCACAGUGGGGGGUGGGGUGGCAAGGUCACAGAGAGGAAUCCUCUUCUGAAGCCCAUCAAGCCUGUUCUGCAAUGUAUUGAUGAUUUGCUCUGUAAGGAAGACCGAGUCCUGUCUUCCUUUCAUUGUCUUUGUCUGAUGGUAGAGCUGAGUUCUGGGGAUGUCGCUCAGCCCUGGUCUGGGCUGCUCAGGAGCUCUAGACUCCCUCCGCUUGAAGAAAUAUCUCCAACCCCCUCUCAAGAUUCACGUUCAGCUGCCCCCUCCCUCAGUGCUGGUCCCAACAAGGCUUGCAUUCCCUUCUGUCCACCCUAUUGAUACCUUCCAAUAUUUUUCCCCAGAAAAUCUUUAUUCAUGCUACAAAAUAAUAUACAAAAGGAAGGAAACAGUGCAAAAUAAAGCUUUUACCUUAUGUACAUUACAUAAUGUAAACUUUGAAAAGAAAAACACAAGCAUUGCAGCUUUCCCACAUUGCCCCCUGAGAUGAUACCCCUUCCAUUAUACAGAAAAUCUCCAGAACAGCUCAGUCCAAUCUCCCCUGAGCUUUGGUUCUGGAUGGGGAUUCUGAUUUUCCCCUCUGAGAUGGACGAACUUUAUCCAGAUUAGAUGGGAACUAAACCUGGAACAGUGUGCUCACUGAGCUGGGGUUGGGACUGAGGGCUAGUGGAACAGAUGCUGCAUGUAUCAAUGCCUCUACCUGAUCGUGCCAGCCAACCCCGUAUGUCUCUGCAGAAUGGCUGGGAUUCAUGGUCACCAGUGGUGGCUUUGUACCUGAGCUGGUCUCCCACUAAUGUAUUCCCCUCUCACUCCUCGCCUUGGAAGUUGUAGAUCAGUGGGUUUGAUGCCAGCCUUUAACCAGUAACUGAGAAAUGGGCAAGCUGAGACCUCACCUACUUGGCCCUGAUGAAUGUGGUAUAAAUCCACACCUGGAUGAAGAUAACUGGACAAAGAACCAAUUCCUCGUCCUCGUGAAUGGAGUUUGUCACGACUGUUUAUAUUUUUUUGUGUUUGCUGUCAACCUUUUCUAUGAGUUAACAUUAGUCUGCUUCCCACAGUGUUGUCUCUCAGUCUACCUGAUUCAUGGAGAAAACAGGGUUUUUGUUCCACAAUAAUAAAUGUAUCUUGUGUUUUGUCUUAAUACAGAGGAUGAAUAAAUUUUUGCCCACUAACUGGCUGGGGCUCAAGCCCACUGCAGUUAAUUGACCUCACUUUAACAAAUGAGCAGAAAAUUAAAGCAUUGUGUUGUAGAUACUGGUAAACACUGCCCUACUAAAUUGUGUGUGAUUAAAAUGUGAUUUGUCAGCAUUUAAAUGUUAUUUUUUAAAGAAAAAGACUUCG